Oncorhynchus gorbuscha (pink salmon) is the source of this 4425-nucleotide messenger RNA. RefSeq names its product regulator of G-protein signaling 22-like. Gene Ontology annotation, molecular function: G-protein alpha-subunit binding. Lineage: Eukaryota; Metazoa; Chordata; Actinopteri; Salmoniformes; Salmonidae. Gene Ontology annotation, biological process: regulation of signal transduction. The record is from RefSeq and is a predicted model, not a curated record.
AUGUUGGGGAAGAUUACAACAGAUCCACCUUACCUUACCAUCGAUAAUUUCGAGGACUGUCUGUCUUCUGAUGAUGUUCUGGUGCACUUCUUUAACGACUUCCUCAGUCUACCUUCGUUCCCUGAGUGUGUACAGUACAACCAGGAGACUGGUGUGUUUGAGGUGGUCAGUGAUGCAGCGGUGGCUCUGUCUAGGAGGAUCAGGUCAGCCCUGCAGUACUUUAAAUCACAACCUCUCACUGACCCAACAGAGCUGACUGCUAGACCAGUGGUGGACAACCACUACACUGUUCUGUGCUUGGACAGAGAACAGGGAGUGGAGUGGAUCCUAAAAGAAAGACUACCCUUGUUUAUUGAAAGUGACUGCUACUUCGAGUACAGGUUAGCGAAGCUGCUCUCUCAGUGGGGCCCACAGGGCUGGAACCAGACGAGGGAUGGUACCUCAGUCCAGCCCCCUGUCACCACAGAGCCUGUCUGUCCUUCCCCUGGGCCCGAUGACAGAGAGACCCUGAUGAAGGUCCUCUAUGUGUCACUGGGACAGGUCUCAGUAACAGACAUGUUGACAAUGGCUAAGGACAAGGACAAGCAGCUGCCUGUCUGUACCCAGUCUGUGAGAACCCCGGUGUGCUCCCUGGGCCGGGAGGGACAGAGGGGUCCGGCCUCAGCCUGCUUCUCCUGCAUCCCUGACUCGGAGUCCUAUGCCCUGUCCUCCUCACUCCUCGUCUCCUUUCCUCUCUGCUAUUCACUCCCGGACUGUCCUCUCUGCUCUUCACUUCUAGACUGGGACAAGAGACGGGGAGACCACAGCGCAGAGCAGGAGAUGAAAGUCUACCUCACAGAGACAGAGGCAAAGACAGAGAUAGAGGCAGGAACUACAGAUGAGGUUAAUGGGGACCCCAAGCCCCAGAGUCCCGUCUGUUCUACCACUGAUGAUGAGACGGUUGGUCCCCACACUGAGAGCCCCUUUGAGGGAGGUCCAGCCACCAGCCACAGCAGACUGAAGGAGCAGCAGGAGGAGGGUGACCUUGAGUUCCAUGACCUUGAGUUCUAUGAUGUCACUGCUAGUAUCCAUGGUGAUAGACAGGGCCUUGGUGACUUUAAGGACUUCUUAAAGGGAACACUAGGAGAGAAGCUUUUGCGUCUGUGGAUGGAUAUAGAGAGACUGAAGACCCUACAGGACGACAGGAGGAGAAUCAGGCAUUUGGUCCAGAUGCGAAGCUGCUACCUGCUGACCGGUGGCCAGAGCAGUCUGAAUGGUGAGCUGUUGACCAGACUGGGUCUCUCUACCUCCCCCUGCUGGAGAGAGGACAGACUGCAGAGAGUUCAGCCCCACGUCACUGAGGCACUGCUCUGCUACUGGGGUCCCAGGUUCAGGAUGAGCCGGAGAGCAGUAGAUCCUCUCAGACUGUCACUGCGGAGGAACGGACAGCUACACCCUCCCUCUGGUGUGAACCCUAACCCUCGUUACAUCAACCUCCACCCCCUCCGGCCUCACACCUCUAUCCCUCGACCUACCAUCCGCCCAGACACCUCUCUACCCAGAGGCAGGACCCCCACACCAGCUCACACACAGACAGGUUAUGCCAGCAGCAGUCCUGUUGUAGCGCCCUGGAGGAUGGAGAGGAUGUUACAGGCUCUAUGUGUGGACUCACAGGCCGGGUUCUACUUCACACGCUACUGUGAACGCUCUGGAAACCCGCUGUGGGAGAAUGCCGUCCACUGCUGGAGUGAUCUGCAGCAGUACCACCAGCUCUUCUACCAAGAUGGACUGGAUCCCUACAGGGUACAGAGACAGGCUCAUUUGCUGUAUUCAACAUACGUGUGCAGUGCUGCCUGUAGUAGCAUUGGGGUGGAGGAGGAGAGCAGAGAGAGGGUGUACACCGGUCUCACUCCCCCGUUUGAGGAGCUGUUUGACUGGGUGGAGGAACACACUCUGACUCUCCUCCUGGAGCCCUGGACGCUGCUCACCACCAGGGACACAGACACCUUCCAGAAGGUGGCUGUACGGGAGGAGACUCGCCAGGUGGAGUCAGAGCCGUACGGAGAACUGAAGACGCUGUACGAGGAGGCUGUACACAGACUGGAACAGCAUGCUGUGGCCCAGGCCUGCAGGCCCCCUCCUCCACCACUAGAGGUCGCCAGGUCUCCAGCUAUGUGGUCUGCCGUCCCAGAGAGGUACAGAGGGUACAGGUUGGGCUCUCUGCUAGGACACCGCACGGAGCUACAACACUUCACAUCCUUCCUACAGGACCACACCGCCAGUAUACACCUGGCUUGCUGGCAGGACAUAGAGAAUUACAGGAGAAUCCCCCAUAAAGACAAGGCCCAGAGAGAGGACAAGUCCAGACUCAUUAAGGACAAAUACCUCAAUAGGAAAUACUUCUUUGGGCCUGACAGUCCUGCCACCAGACAACAACAGGAGGAGGUGAUGCAUCUGGCUGGUGGCUGGGGGAGACUGCUCCAUGACCGUCUGUGUGCUCCUGUCCUGGUGGACAUUCAGAGCAUCAUCAGGAGCCACAUAGAAACAAGAUGGCUGCCUGUCUUCCUGACGACGCCGGAGUUCAAUGAGAGACAGCAGCAGAGAGUCAGGCCUCGGGGUGAAGACCGGGUGUCCGACCAUGUCUACCAGCGACACAGGAACAAGAGAGAGGUGUGGAAGGUAUCUCUGGUCCUCUGUCAAUCUUUUGAACGUCAUAGAGCAACGCUGGGAAAACUUUUUUCACAUCGAGAUUAUCGUACAGAUUGUAUUUGGGAAGCCAUUUUGUUUGUGUGUUUAACCGCUCCUCUCCUGCAGCAGGUCAAGGGGACGUGGAUGACCUCUGCAGGGGAGAUCCUGGCUGUCCGGAGGGCCCUGCUCAACCCCGUCACGUGUCAUCAGUUCCGGCGCUUCGUCUCGCUGAAGGGAGACUUCCUGGAGAAUGACAUCCUGUUCUGGCUGGAGGUCCAGAGGUAUAAGGAUCUGUGUCAUUCCCACUGUGUGGAGGCUGUAGUCCAGGACAAGGUGUCCACCAUCAUCAGCUGUUUCAUCCAGUCCUCCGUCCCCCCAGCUCUGCAGAUAGACAUCCCCCCAGAGCAGGCAACACACAUCCUGGAGAGGAGGAGGGAGAUGGGGCCCUACGUCUUCAGAGAGGCUCAGAUGUGUGUGUUCAGUGAGCUACUGAAGCUGUGGCCAGAGUUCCUGUCGUUCAGCAGCGGUGUGCAGGAGGAGGAGGUGUUGCCGCUGAACAAACAGAGUGCUAAACUGCAGCGUCGCAGGAGGAGAGAGGAGGAAAAGGAAGUUGAGAGGAGAGCCCAGGAGGAAGUGGAGAGGUUUCCAGAGGAGCAUGAGGAGAAACACAAAGGACUACAGGAGAGCAGAGAGCUGCUUUACCCAAGUCAACAGUUGUCUUGGUCCUACUCUAAAUACAUGGUCGCCCUGGAGAGAGAGGAGGUGCUGCUGAGGAGACAGGAAGUCACCUCCUCCACUGGGACAGACUCGUCCUCUGCCCACAGUCUGAGGUCAAAGAGCAGCAGACACUCCCGACAGAGCCAACACCAGACCCAGCAGAGGACAGAGCCAACACCAGGACAGAGCCAACACCAGACUCUGCAGAGGACAGAGCCAACACCAGGACAGAGCCAACACCAGACCCUGCAGAGGACAGAGCCAACACCAGGACAGAGCCAACACCAGACCCAGCAGAGCUCUAUCGUCUCCCCCAGGACAGAGCCAACACCAGGCCCAGCAGAGCUCUAUCGUCUCCCCCAGGACAGAGCCAACACCAGACCCAGCAGAGUUCUAACGUCUCCCCCAGGACAGAGCCAACACCAGGCCCAGCAGAGUUCUAACGUCUCCCCCAGGACAGAGCCAACAAACCCAGCAGAGUUCUAACGUCUCCCCCAGGACAGAGCCAACACCAGGCCCAGCUGAGCUCUAUCAUCUCCCCCAGGACAGAGCCAACACCAGGCCCAGCAGAGCUCUAUCGUCUCCCCCAGGACAGAGCCAACACCAGGACAGAGCCAACACCAGGCCCAGCAGAGCUCUAUCGUCUCCCCCAGGACAGAGCCAACACCAGACCCAGCAGAGCUCUAUCGUCUCCCCCAGGACAGAGCCAACACGAGGCCCAGCAGAGCUCUAUCGUCUCCCCCAGGACAGAGCCAACACCAGGCCCAGCAGAGCUCUAUCGUCUCCCCAGGACAGAGCCAACACCAGGCCCAGCUGAGCUCUAACGUCUCCCCCAGGACAGAGCCAACACCAGGCCCAGCAGAGCUCUAUCGUCUCCCCCAGGACAGAGCCAACACCAGGCCCAGCAGAGCUCUAUCGUCUCCCCCAGGACAGAGCCAACACCAGACCCAGCAGAGCUCUAUCGUCUCCCCCAGGACAGAGCCAACACGAGGCCCAGCAGAGCUCUAUCGUCUCCCCCAGGACAGAGCCAACACCAGGCCC